Messenger RNA from Botrytis fragariae, 1401 nucleotides. RefSeq names its product putative spo7-like protein. The record is from RefSeq and is a predicted model, not a curated record. The coding region runs from base 1 to 1401 and encodes 466 amino acids. The transcript has a single exon. Gene Ontology annotation, cellular component: Nem1-Spo7 phosphatase complex. Gene Ontology annotation, molecular function: phosphoprotein phosphatase activity; protein phosphatase regulator activity. Gene Ontology annotation, biological process: nuclear envelope organization. NCBI's taxonomy places the organism in Eukaryota, Fungi, Ascomycota, Leotiomycetes, Helotiales, Sclerotiniaceae.
AUGUCUAAUCUCGACCAGAUAGUUAAAGGCGCUCCGUCUCCAGGAGCCCAUAUUCCUCCUAUCCCAACUACUGGUGUUACACCGUCCGAACCUUCCAUUACCGAUCCUCUCGCAUCCCUUCCCUCUUCUCCCCCGCAGAUCUACCUCAAUCUUCUAAUCCUCGAAGCUUCACUUCGCGCGCAGUGGCUGCAACUUCGCACACGAAGGCGGCAACAUGCGUUCUUUUUGAGUUUGUUGGGGCUAUGGAUUAUAUGGUUUGGAUAUGCCUUGUUCCUGGCGCCGAGAGAAGAUGGUAGUGGUGUAGGCGGAUCUGUAUACUGGGUUGUGGAAAUGACAGAGAAAAUGUGUUUCAUGGGCGGUAUAGUGACAGCGCUAUUAAUCUGGGGAACUGGACAAUGGGAACGGGGUAUUCGAUGGCCGCGAAGAUUUGUGGGUAUUACAAACAGAGGGCUUAGAGGAUUUAAUUGUAAGCUGGUGGUUAUCAAGCAAUCAUGGUGGAAGGAAUUAUUGUCGGCAUUAUCAUUUCUAUUCUCAUACGGCCUGUUCUCGGGCAGUAGCGGUGGGAGCUCAUAUCGAUUUGUGGAUCAAUCGUUAUUGAAAGAAUCGGAGAAGGCUACGAAGAAUGGAGGGCAUCAUGCGCUACGGAAUAUACACGAAGACGAUGAUACGAAACGUUAUGAAGAAGACUUGGCACCUGGUGGAGAUUACGUGAAGCUUUUAUUGCUUCCCAAACCUUUCUCUCCUAAUUUUAGAGAAAAUUGGGAUAUAUAUCGUACAGAAUACUGGGAAAAGGAAAACGAGCGACGAAAAAUAUUACGACAGAAAUUGAAGGACCAGGAAAGGAAACUAGCAAAGCAACAAGGUGGAUGGCUAUGGUGGACCGGGUACCGCGGAUGGAGUUCAGGGCAUGCGACGGAUGUUGAGAAGAUUCAUCAUCGACCUCAUCGACAAAGUACAGCAUCGAAACGUGAUAGGAGUGCAAGCGUACGAUCACAUUCUCAUUCUCGCAAUUCGUCUCGAAGCGCAACACCUACUGCGGAAGCUGACGAAAGACCCGGCAGUAGUCAUACAAGGAAAGCCAGCAGCGCAUCUACUGCCUCUGAACGUAGGAGAAAGAAGACUCUUCCUGUUCCAACUACUGGACAGAAACUCGCACCUCCUUCUCCCAGAGUGGGAGCCGGAGGUUCCAGAUCAUCUACUCCUGAUGUUCCAUCGCCGUUAGUUAGAGAAAGUAGCUUCACUAGUCUCUCUUCUCUGGAUAGUGAGAGGCCGGUUACACCACUCUCAGGCGAUGCUGAUUCCGCAAGUACCAGAUCAUUGAGAUCAUCUACUAAAGCGAAAUCGGGUAGUUUGAGAGCCUCGAGAAUCGAUGCUUUGGCAGCUGAAGGUGAUGAGAAAUAG